AUGAACAAUCAGCAGUUCAACUGCCCGUUUUGUAACCACGAAAAGUCCUGCGAAGUGAAAAUGGAUCGGGCUCGGAAUACGGCACGGAUACAAUGUCGAGUUUGUUUAGAAGACUUUCAGACGACAACAAACGUGUUAUCGGAGCCUAUAGACGUUUAUAACGAUUGGGUAGAUGCAUGCGAAAGCGCUAACUAGUUUUAUGACAUUGGUUACUUUAAGUUAUAAUAAUAAUCUCGCAAUGUUUAAGUCUGCUGUAGAAGCAUUUUCAAGCUUAAGUUCGUAAUUAUAUGUGAUAAUAUGUAUCAAUGUCUUAUUACUAUUAUUAACUAUUUACUGGUGAUAUUAUACCUUGUGACGAGCAACAUAUGAAGUAUUUUGUAAUGAUGUGUCAAAAACGAUAUGGAAAAUAAACACUGAAAGAACA
Molecule: messenger RNA, 424 nt
Organism: Helicoverpa armigera (cotton bollworm)
Lineage: Eukaryota; Metazoa; Arthropoda; Insecta; Lepidoptera; Noctuidae
Product: transcription elongation factor 1 homolog
Exons: 3
Coding region: 1-195 (64 amino acids)
Biological process (GO): transcription elongation by RNA polymerase II
Cellular component (GO): transcription elongation factor complex
Molecular function (GO): RNA polymerase II complex binding
Source: RefSeq, a predicted model, not a curated record